GAAAAGUUGAUGAGGAACCAACCUAAACUCCCACUCCACCGUGGAAUAUAAUAUUCGCGACAGCUUGGAAUUUAUUAGAAGAAGUCUUCUAACCAAAAGCUUAAACUUUUUUUUGUAGAAAAAUAACCUCUCUAAGCAGUACUUUUCGUGAUAUAUCUUGGAAGGAACUGGCACAGAGAGAGAGAGAGAGAGAGGAGAGAGAGAGAGAGACAUGGGGAAGAGCAUUAGUGAAGUGGGAGUUGAAGAUAUGGUGGGAGCUGGGCUGGGUCUGGAAGAAGCCAAAGAUUUGGAAAAAGAGCUGAAAUAUGCAACCAUUCAUGGGUUCGGAGCCAACGAGGUGUGGCGUCUGAUUACGGCUCGCAAGCUGUUGAAACCAUGCCACCCUCAUGCCCUGCAUCAGCUCCUCUACUACUCGGUCUACAGCAAUUAUGAUGAGUCCGUCAAUGGCCCCCCUCUCUACUGGUUUCCUUCCAUACAUCAGUCCAGACGUACAAAUUUGGGGCGUCUAAUGGAAUCUCAUGGUCCAAGGCUAUUAGGAGGGUCGUACAAGGACCCCAUUACAAGUUUCAGACUAUUUCACCAGUUCUCUGUGCAGCAUCCUGAGAUAUACUGGCCAAUUGUUCUGAACAAGCUCCACGUUCAAUUUACCAUGCCACCAAAAUGUAUUCUGGACACCUGCGACAAGUCCAAGCAUGGCGGAACAUGGCUGCCUGGUGCGGUGCUAAAUGUUGCUGACUGUUGUCUUAAAUCAAGCAAUUAUUUGAAGAAUCGAGAUGAUAGUGUAGCAAUAGUGUGGAGGGAUGAAGGCAGUGAUGAUCAUAAUGUCGAAUGUAUGACACAGAAGGAGCUCCAGGAACAAGUAAUGUUGGUAGCAAAUGCACUGGACUUGAUGACGUUCAGCAAAGGAGAUGCUAUUGCCAUUGACAUGCCCAUGACAGCCACUGCAGUCAUUAUUUAUUUGGCGAUUGUACUUGCAGGAUUUGUAGUAGUAUCAGUUGCUGACAGCUUCGCACCAAAGGAAAUUGCAACUCGCUUGCGUAUAUCACAGGCAAAGGCGAUUUUCACGCAGGAUUUUAUUGUACGAGGAAGACGAAGAUUUCCUUUAUACAGUCGAGUAGUAGAAGCUGCUCCUGACAAAAUCAUAGUCAUUCCUGCAACUGGGAAAGAUGUCGCUGUUCAACUGAGAAACCAAGAUUUAUCAUGGACAACUUUUCUGUCCAAUGCAUAUCGCCUGCCAAGACCGAAUUAUUAUUCACCAGUUUACCAACCUGUUGACUCUGUCACCAAUAUCCUAUUUUCAUCCGGCACCACAGGAGAGCCAAAAGCUAUACCAUGGACUCAGCUUUCUCCAAUUCGUUGUGCUGCUGAUUCAUGGGCACAUCUUGAUAUCCAAACUGGAGAUGUCUUUUGCUGGCCAACAAAUUUAGGAUGGGUUAUGGGUCCGAUUUUACUCUAUUCGUGUUUCCUGUCUGGUGCAACUCUAGCUCUCUAUCAUGGUUCUCCUUUAGGCCGUGGUUUUGGAAAAUUUGUCCAGGAUGCAGGAGUCACUCUUUUAGGAACUGUUCCUAGCUUAGUGAAAGCCUGGAAGAACACACAUUGCAUGGAAGGCCUAGACUGGACACAGAUAAAGUCGUUUGCUUCUACUGGAGAAGCCUCCAGUGUUGAUGACGACCUCUGGCUCUCAUCCAGAGCUUUCUACAAGCCAGUUCUUGAAUGUUGUGGAGGCACAGAGCUUGCAUCGUCCUAUAUUUUUGGCAACCUUUUGCAACCGCAGGCUUUUGGAGCGUUUAGCUCUGCCACAAUGAGCACAGGCUUCGUUAUUUUUGACGAAAAUGGGGUCCCUUAUCCAGAUGAUCAACCCUGCAUAGGUGAAGUGGGCUUGUUUCCUCUUUACAUGGGGGCAACUGAUAGAUUGUUGAAUGCUGAUCAUGAGGAGGUUUACUUCAAGGGUAUGCCAAUGUAUAAAGGAAUGCAACUUAGGAGACAUGGCGACAUCCUUAAGAGAACUGUUGGUGGAUAUCUGAUGGUGCAGGGUAGAGCUGAUGACACCAUGAAUCUUGGUGGGAUUAAGACAAGUUCAGUUGAGAUUGAGCGCGUCUGCAACCAUGCCGAUGAAAGUGUCCUGGAAACAGCUGCCAUCAGUGUAGCACCAGCAGAUGGUGGCCCUGAGCAGUUGUCCAUAUUUGUGGUGCUGAAGAAGGGAUUCAGCAUCAAACCAGAUGUGCUAAAGAUGAUACUUUCAAAAGCCAUUCAGACCGACCUCAACCCUUUGUUCAAGGUGAGUUUUGUGAGGAUCAUCCCAGAGUUUCCUCGAACUGCGUCGAAUAAGCUGCUGCGGAGAGUGUUGAGGGAUCAACUGAAGAAGGAGCUUCAGAUACAUAGUAGAAUAUAGUUCCAUCUGUUUUUGAGAGGAUGAUUUCCAGGUCGUUGUAUUAUUCUGUGAGCUCAUGGAUGAAACAAUGGAUAAUAAAAACUUUUAAGGGAGUGCGUGCUUGUGAGAUUUUUCUCAUGAAGUAUUCUCCACCCAGGUCUGGUAUCAGAAAUUUUUCAAACAUAUCUCAACUACA
Messenger RNA from Sesamum indicum (sesame), 2567 nucleotides. It is a transcript of the gene AAE18, whose product is annotated as acyl-activating enzyme 18. NCBI's taxonomy places the organism in Eukaryota, Viridiplantae, Streptophyta, Magnoliopsida, Lamiales, Pedaliaceae. The record is from RefSeq and is a predicted model, not a curated record.